Messenger RNA from Cottoperca gobio, 5100 nucleotides. Its product is annotated as fibrous sheath CABYR-binding protein-like. The coding region runs from base 71 to 2479 and encodes 802 amino acids. Gene Ontology annotation, biological process: peptidyl-aspartic acid hydroxylation. The record is from RefSeq and is a predicted model, not a curated record. Gene Ontology annotation, molecular function: peptidyl-aspartic acid 3-dioxygenase activity. Gene Ontology annotation, cellular component: endoplasmic reticulum; membrane. NCBI's taxonomy places the organism in Eukaryota, Metazoa, Chordata, Actinopteri, Perciformes, Bovichtidae. The transcript has 16 exons.
GUUUGCUGUCUUUGUGACCAGUUAACCUGUUACUCAGUUAGUUGGCAAGCCAGGCCGUCAGUUGGCAGUGAUGGGUGAUCCAGCGACCCUAAUCGAGUCCACCACAUCUCCUGUCGUCACGGCAAUCCCCACGUUCAUGGCUGGGGAAAUGCAAGAAGGUACGAAAACCCAAUUGACCAACAAGAAUGGGAAGAAGGCAGACUCUGGGUCCAGCAGCAGCUUCUUCACAUGGUUCAUUGUCCUGGCACUGCUGGGUGUCUGGACAUCUGUAGCUGUGGUCUACUUCGACCUUGUCGACUAUCAGGGAGUCCUUGGUAAACUGGUGGCAUACGAUACAGAUGGCGAUGGUGAUUUUGAUGUCGAGGAUGCUAAAGUUCUGCUAGGCCUGACCAGUGAGGGCGAUGGUCAGGGUGAAUCCGAGGUUCUGCAAUGGUUAGAAGAAGUGGAGGAGGGCGGCUCUGAUUGGUUAAACGGUUUCUUCACUUUCCUGUACGGUUUAAUAAACCCCAUGGAGUCCCUGGAGGAGGAAGAGCACAGUGCCUCAGGAGGACUCGUGGAGGCGCAGGAGGGGGACGAGGAGGAUGAGGAGGAUGAGGAAGGGUUUAGAAAAAGAGGAGCGAAUGAGGAUGGCAAUCGGGGGCAGAAGAUUGUCAUAGUUGGCCUCCAUAACCAAUAUCGCUUUGGAUAUGAAUAUCUCGAGUCCAACAUUGUGUUGAAGGCCCAACCCAUCCCAGGCUUCACCUACUGCAAUCUCCAAACGGGCUUCUUUCUUCCAUCAGCAGAGUCUGGAGAGGAUGAAAACCCUGGAGAUGCAGCCAGGGGUGGAGCUAAGAAAGAAACCUCUCCAACCAAGGAUGUGGGCUGGAAGCUUCGAGAGGCUCUAAAGCAGCAGCUGGCUAUCAUCCACGAACGAGUGGAGGCCAAGAAGCUGGCCAAGAUGGCUCUGGCCGAGGUCAGACUGCUCCUGGCCAAAGAGGAGAAGGAGGAUCUGGAGCUAGGGAGGAAGGAAAUGUCGGUCAGAGUGAAGGAAAGAGUGGCCACCAGGCUGCAAGGGGAAGAAGAGAAGAUGGAAAAAGAAGAGAUUAAGAAGGCUCUGGAGAAACUAAGGAAGGAAAAAGAAAAACAACUAAAUGAGAAGGGGGUGGCGAAAGAAGAGCAUUCUGAGAAAAAGCUGGAGGGGGAGGGAAAGAAGGCACAGGAGGAAGAUAAGGUGAGAGGGAAAGAGUCUGCCAAAGAAAAAAGAAAGGAGAGCAAAGCUGAGAAAUCUGUCAGGAAACAACAUGUGCAUUCAUCUCAUGUAGGACUGAAAGAGAAGGCUGUUGUCGUCACUUCCCGUAGUCCAGAAGCCGCUGCCCCAGUGAAGACUCCUGAAGCUGCACCGACCCCUGAAGCUGUUGUGGAGCCUGAACCUGAGCCUGUGGACGAUGUGAUUGAAGCUGCUGUAGCAGAGGAUGCUUUUGCACCACCACCACCAGAGCCUGAACCUGAGGAAGCAGCUGAGCCCGAGCCCGAGGAGACUCCUGAGGUGAUUGAGGAGGAUCCAGAGGUGCUGGAGGAGGAGGAGGAGGAGGAGGAGGUGGCCCCUGCAGAGGAGGCUGAUCCAGUUGAAGAGAUUAUGGCAGACCAGCCUGAGGAGGAGGCGGCAGCAGCUGAAGAGGAAACUGCAACAGAGCAAGCUGUGGAGGAGGAGGAGGAGGAGGAGGAGGCUGCUGAAGAGGCUGUGGAGGAACUUGUAGCAGAGGUGGAGGCAGCAUUCCAGGACACAGAGGAGGAGGAGGAGGAGGCUGCUGAAGAGGUGGCUUCAGAUGUUGAGAUGAUAGAGGAAGACAUUGCUCCUGCAGAAGAAGCUUUUGAGGAGCCUGCUGAUGAGGAGGCAGCAGAAGCUGAUGAGGAGGCAGCAGAAGCUGAUGAGGAGGCAGCAGAAGCUGAUGAGGAGGCAGCGCCUUCAGAAGAGGCAGCGCCUUCAGAAGAGGCAGCGCCUUCAGAAGACUCUUUUGAAGAAGAGGCUGCUCCUUCAGAAGACGCUUUUGAAGAAGAGGCUGCUCCUUCAGAAGACGCUUUUGAAGAAGAGGCAGCUCCUUCAGAAGACGCUUUUGAAGAAGAGGCAGCUCCUUCAGAAGACGCUUUUGAAGAAGAGGCAGCUCCUUCAGAAGACGCUUUUGAAGAAGAGGCAGCUCCUUCAGAAGACGCUUUUGAAGAAGAGGCAGCUCCUUCAGAAGAAGUUUUGGAAGAAGAGGCUGCUUUUGAAGAAGAGGCUGCUUUUGAAGAAGAGGCUGCUUUUGAAGAAAAGGCAGCUCCUUCAGAAGAAGCUGAGGAGAAGGCAGACGACACGGAGGAGACUCCAGAAGAAGUAGAGGAGGAACAAAGAGAACCAGUCACAGAGACGGAAGUAGCUGAUGAAGUAGAGGAGACGGCAGAAGAAGUUGCUGAGUUGGUUGAGACUGAGGAACAGAUUCAGGAUGAGCCCACAGAAACGUAGAGGCUGCCGCAGUUGUCGUGGUGACGGAGCAGGGACCCACUGACCUUGCAUUAGCACCAUCUGAGCGUGCUCAGAGCGAUGAUGCACCUCUCCACCUCCAGAGAAACAAUUGAGUCAUUGUGACAACACUCUCCCCCUCCCUCUGUUUUCACACCUUCCAUUAAAGCUUCCUUUUGUGUGUUAAUGUGAGAUAAUGGAUGGAUUGUAUACUAAUAUGAUACUCCCCUUUUUACCCUUUUUCCUUUUGAAUCACAAUUAUUUCUUUCUUUAAGUAGAACAUCCAUUCCCAUUUUUGUUCUGGGUGAUUUAGUGUGACUGUGGCCAGAAGGUCAGGCAUUGUGAACUCUGUGCUCUACCUGCAGCCAGUAUACCGGAGUCUGAUCUGCAAGAGCUGGAACAUUAAACCGGGCUGGAGCUUUGUUUUGAAGUCCUCUCAGUGAUGUAGUUUGGCUUCCUGGAGCUGAAUUAUGUUGCUAAGUAAACUGAGGUUCAUAGCUGAGCCAGUAUUUGGCAGUUCGAAGUCAGUCUCGGCGUUAGAAGAUCCAGGUUUAUACAGUGAGGUGACUUUGUAGGUUUAGAAGCUUCUCAGAUUGAAAAUGUAAACAAAACUCUUGCUCUGAACACUGCAAAAUGUUUCCCUCCUGCUGAUAAAAAAUCUCCUUGAUGGUGGUAACGAAACAUAUUUCAAAUUUAGUAAUGAAACUAAUACUGUAACGAUCUGCACCUCGAUCGCAGGGUAAGUUCAGAAUUUAAAUAACAUUCCAUUCAGCUGUGUUUAGUUCUGGUCACAGUGUUGUAGAUUCUAUGCAAAGCUGUUGUGAUGUCUGUCACCCACUCCCUCACCCCUCCUUUCCCAGCCAGUUUAUUUACCACUCGGUGUGUGUCGACUCCAGAAUGAGCCGUGUGCUAGCAUGUGAAUUCAGAGAAAUCUUGUGUGCAUUUGUGUGUGAGAGCAUGUUUGCGGAUGUAUUCCUUAUGUAUCCCAUAAUGUUCUUGUGUUGACGAGUCUCUUUUACUAAUCGGACCUUUCUGUGAGCCGUUAAUGUCAUGAAGUAGUUUUUGAGACCGUUCAACUUUUUUUUUCUUGUUUGUUCUUUGUGUCUGUGUUCUGUAGAAUCCUAGUUCUUUUAUCUUCAUAUUUUCAGAUGAGAGUAUAAAGACCAUCUAUCUAGACUAUCGAAUAAUUUCUAGUAUGAAGUUGUAACUUUAAACUUCAGCUCAUUAAGUUUAAACUGUGAUGUAAAUUAGGACAUCAUGGAUGGUGCAAAGCUGUCACACUGUGGUGUAAAGACUUUUUUUGUUUUUUAAUAAAUAAAUACACCAGCAUGAUGAACAUGGUUCUGGCCUAGCAGACUGAUAGACAGGAUAGUGACACUACAAUAUUUUAACCUUGUGUGAUCAAGAUUCCACUUUGAGUAUAAGAGAGCGCUCACAUAGGGUUAAAUGGAUCAGACGUCAUAUUUCCGUGGAAGUCGGCCAUAACUAGCUGACACCAGUUAAAUGAACCAAGAUCUUUGUUUUCAUCAUAAGUAGCGUGUGUUUUAAUUACUUAAAGGGAAACUUGAUGACGCGUUUCUUUAGUCACUGUUCCCUUUUGUGAUGUCAGAAUUUGUGUUUUUUAAACAUUGAUCCAUGGUAGCAGGGCCCCUGGCAUCUGCAGGCCCAGAAGAUCAGAGAGCAAAACAUUCUCUUAAACUUGAUUCCAUCGCAGAACUAAGUGCAAUUUGGAAAACUAAAUUGAGAGCGUUAUGCAUCUUAUUUUGAAGGCGAAGGCAUAACACUAAGAUAGUUUUUGGGACAAUGGGUGCAGCACUGUGGAACACAUUUCUGUUGUGAUAUUGACAAUAAACAAUAUGUAGAUCUGAAGUUUUAGGAUCAAUUACAACACUGUUAGUGGAAGAAGAUAUUGUAAAACAUACCUUUUUUUUUCCUCUUUAAUUUGGUGUCACUGUCCCACUUGUUUCCAGUCCUGACUUAAUGUAACCACCAGAUUGUUUCUAUGGUGUGCAGUAGUUGUUUUUGUAGGAUGUCUUGUCCACUAGCUGGUUUUUUUCUACUUCCUGACACUUUGUAAGUCGAUGUGAACUGUAAAAGCUUUUUAACAUUGAAGAUUACAAUCUUUACCAAGAGAGAGCUUCUAGAUUUUUAAAAGGAACAUUUUUAAAAAGGACAAAACAUUUUCUGAAAAUGCUUUAAAAGCUUUUUACAAAGCCAUAAGCUAUUCGUGACAGGCAGGUUUAAGGGGCCGUGCUACUUCGAUACAAUAAAACCGCAAAGCAACCACACUACAGCAACCUGCUGAAACAGAUUUCUAUCUUUUUCAUCAUUGAUCUCUGAUCAGAAGUCCUGAACAUGCUGGAAAGGGUUGUGAUGACAUGGACAGCUUAGUCCCAGACAAAGGAGGUGGCAGUUGUCUGCUGGAAUCGCUAUAAUAGCUGUGCAGUAGUACUAAGCUCCCCAGUAUUAAAACUGCCUAUGUGUUGUCUGCAGAUCUAAUACUGUCCUGUAGACGCUGACGAUGGUGAUUAAAUUAUUGUGAAGUAAUGAUGGAUUGUGGAGAUUUGAAGUGUCAGUUUUCUGUAAAUGAUCUGUUGCUGCAAUAAAAGGUUUGGGACAACAUG